This is a messenger RNA of Mytilus trossulus (common blue mussel), 1952 nucleotides long. RefSeq names its product E3 ubiquitin-protein ligase TRIM45-like. The coding region runs from base 1 to 1938 and encodes 645 amino acids. Lineage: Eukaryota; Metazoa; Mollusca; Bivalvia; Mytilida; Mytilidae. The record is from RefSeq and is a predicted model, not a curated record. Gene Ontology annotation, molecular function: protein binding; zinc ion binding. The transcript has a single exon.
AUGGCAACUUCGAUUAAUUUGGUAGAAGAAGAAAUUACACCUAUCAAUGAAGAUUUUUCCGAAUUAUUAACGUGUACUAUUUGUGAAGAAACAUUUAAACAGCCGAAGUAUUUGCCGUGCCUACACACGUUUUGUGAGAGCUGUAUAAGUACGUAUAUUGUUUCUACCGUGAAGGAACAAAACCAAGAGGGAUUCAAAUGCCCAAUAUGUCAUCGCCUUGUACAUAUUGGAGACAGUACUGAGAAUCCUGAGACAUGGGCUAAAAAUUUGCCAGGAAAUCAUUUUGUCGUUUCGAUGAUCGAUAGAAAAGCAAUGAAGAAAGCUGAGAAAUUUUGCGAUGCUUGUACCAGUAAAGGUGUUUCCGAAGAAGAAGCAACAUCAUGGUGUAUGGGUUGUGAAGAAGCAUAUUGCGAUACGUGUGAAACAAAUCAUAAAACUUUUAAAGUGUCUCGAAAUCAUAAGAUAGUACCGAUUGAAAACAUAAUUGAAGAUGUGUCUUGUUCAAAUGUGUGUGCGUUUGUUGCUUGUGAUGAACAUCCAGACAAGACAAUCGAAAUAUACUGCAAAGAUCACUCCCAGUCAUGUUGUACCGUUUGUGCCACUAUUCACCAUAGGAAAUGUGAACACGUGGUUACCAUAGAUACAGCUGUUUCCGGUGUGAAGCUAUCUACACAUGCGCAGGAACUUACCAAAAAGUUAGUAAAAAGAAGUAAAACAAUAGAAGAUAUUAUUAAAAAUCGAAAUCAGAAUACAACACAUUUCAAAAAUGAAAUAGAUAUCGUCUUGGUAGAAAUUGCAAACAUGCGUAAAAGAUUAAAUGACAAAUUGGAUAAAAUGGAAAAUGAAAUAAGAGAAGAGGUAAAUAGUACAAGACAACAACAUCUUCACAGACUAAGUGAAGAUUCUACUGAACUAUCGGUUUUGAAGAAUACUUUUGAUCAUUGGAAGAAUAUAUUUGAAGCGUGUUUGUCACAAGGGUCUGAUAUACAAUGCUUGGUCAAAAUGGAGGAGAUUUCCAGGAGAAUGCCACAGUUUGAAAAUGAUUUGUUUAAAGUUGUAAAAGAAAUUAAGGACUUAUCGGUAGAAUUCGAAGCUACAAACACUGUUUCAAAUAUUGAAUGCCUCGGUCGCCUACAUUUAAACGAAACAAGACCGUCUCUUCCUGGAUUUAAGGCUAUAAACUUUCAUACUGGACAGAUAAAAGUAAUAUUUACAAUUGACAUUAAAGGUAGUUGCAUCAGUGGUAUAUUCUUUAACGACGAUAUCAUUAUAACCGACUAUAAUCGAAACAGGAUAGUUUGUCAUGACAUAACCGGGAAGCUAAAAGAAGUAUUGGACAUUCCGACCGAUCCUACAGAUAUCUGUAAAGUGAACGAUCGGACUGUAGCCGUGUCUUCUUAUGCACGGAAGAUUUGUAUAGUUAACGUAAAACCGUUAACUUUGGUAAAGACUUUAGAUAUUAAUGCUCCUGUGUGGGGAUUAUGUUUGGUAGAAGAUGAAUUCAUAACUACUUACGAUAAUUCUAUUUCAUGGUUAACCGCUGCAACAGGUGCUAAAAUAAAAGAAUUACCAACAAGCGCAGACACACGAUUUGUCACUUGUUACAAGAAAAAUGAGUACAUUUAUAGAAAUGUAGACCACUCUAUUAAAUUUGAGUCAGCGUUGGGUAAAGGUUUUGAGUAUAAACACAGUAAUUUAUCAGAUCCGUACAAUCAGGAAAUUGAUGAAGAAGGGAAUAUGUACGUUGUAGGAUACUCCUCAAACAACAUUCAUCAGCUGACCCCUACUGGACAACUCAUCCGUAUUAUACCAGUAUCAGAUAUCGAUAGUACAAUAACUGGAUGUCCUUGGGUGAUGCGCUUCAAGCGAAAUACUAACCGAUUUCUCUUAACAUUUCAUGCAUCGGCAGGUCCAGUGCUAGUAUGUGAAAUUGAAUAAGCUACAUUUAUCAU